AUGAUGACGGCUCAAGAGUUUGGCGCCCUGAGCGAUGACUGGAUUGAUGUUCUUCCUCAACUACCCCUUAUACUUGCUAGCCAAAUGAUUGAGAUCCUCCAUAGACCUAGCCGCUGCGUUGCCAUGAUUGGCGAUGGUGUCAAUGAUAGUUUAAGUCUUAAGCUUGCAGACAUUAGCAUCACCAUGGGAUCAGGCCUAGACGUCAUCAAAGAAUCAUCCGACAUUAUCCUAACCAACGACAACUUCACCUCAAUCCUCAACGCUAUUGAAGAAGGCCGCCAUAUAUUCGACAUUACCCAGAAAUUCGUCCUUCACGUACUAGCAACCAACAUCGGCUUCGCCAUCUCUCUUCUCACUGUCCUAGUUUUCAAGGACAACGCAAACGUCUCCGUGUUUCUAUCAACUACCGUCGAAACCAUCCGGAUGCUUCCCGGCACUGGUGUCUUUAGCGAAACGGGUCUUGGAUUUGAAACUGCCGUCCCAGACAUUCUCAACCCUCCGCUACGGCAUCUUCACUCCCGAGUUUAUGCUCGAUAUGUUCGGCUACGGGCCGGUUCCAUGCUUGGCUCUUUCACCACCGUCAUCUUCGGCUUUGGCGACGGCAGUUUGGGCCUCAGCUACAACAACGCCUAUUCACCCUCGUGCCACGACGUCUUCCGUGCCCUCGCAACGGUCUACACCGCGAUGAUGUGGAUCUUCCUGCUCUCCUCGCGGUCCUCUUUUCGAUAUGCACAAGGGCGUCGGCGCGUGGGGGGCUCAUCUGUGGGGAAAUAA
This is a messenger RNA of Trichoderma breve, 774 nucleotides long. RefSeq lists its product as uncharacterized. Lineage: Eukaryota; Fungi; Ascomycota; Sordariomycetes; Hypocreales; Hypocreaceae. The transcript is spliced from 2 exons. The record is from RefSeq and is a predicted model, not a curated record. Gene Ontology annotation, cellular component: plasma membrane. Gene Ontology annotation, biological process: calcium ion transmembrane transport; intracellular calcium ion homeostasis. Gene Ontology annotation, molecular function: ATP binding; P-type calcium transporter activity; ATP hydrolysis activity. Bases 1 to 774 code for a protein of 257 amino acids.